AUGGAGGAGGCGGAGAGGCACACUGACCGGUCCUGGUACGACUCAGAGGAGGCGGGCAGUGUUUUCGACUCAGGCGAGGGCGCCAACCCAUUCGGAGGCUUCGGGGACGAGCAGGCGUUUGAAAAGAAAGAAGAGCGCAAGAAGGAGGCAGCGGCGCGGCAGCAGCGCAUGGUGCGGUCGGACGGGUCGGCCAUGUCGCUGGCGGCCAGCAAGCGCCUCACCCAGCUGUCGGCGGACCAGGCGUCGUGGGAGGACCGCCAACUCAUGCGGUCGGGAGUGGUGCGCAACGCUACAGAGCUCUCCACGGAUAUUGACGAUGAGGAUGAGAACCGUGUGCUGCUGCUCGUGCACGACACGAAGCCACCGUUCCUGGACGGGCGCAUAGUGUUCACGAAGCAGCAGGAGCCGGUGAUGCCGCUCAAGGACCCCACCUCGGACAUGGCCAUCAUCGCUCGCAAGGGCUCUGCUCUAGUCAGAGAGAUCCGGGAGAAGCAGCAGCAGAACAAGAGCAGGCAGAAGUUCUGGGAGCUCGCAGGAAGCAAGCUGGGGAACAUUUUGGGUGCGAAGAAGUCUGCCGCUGAUGUGGACGCGGAUACAGCCAAGGUGGACGAGGAGGGCGAGGUGGACUAUAAGGACAAUGUGAAGUUUGCCGACCACAUGAAGAGCACGGGUGGGGCGGCAAGUGACUUCGCCAAGAACAAGUCCAUAGCCGAGCAGCGCAUGUACCUGCCCAUCUACUCAGUCAGGGAUGAGCUCUUGCAGGUGAUUCGCGAGAACCAGAUUGUGGUGGUGGUGGGCGAGACGGGCUCCGGCAAAACAACGCAGAUGACACAGUACCUGCACGAGGACGGCUACACCACGUACGGCAUGGUGGGGUGCACACAGCCACGGAGGGUGGCAGCGAUGAGUGUCGCCAAGCGUGUGGCGGACGAGAUGGAGUGCGAGCUGGGGUCCACUGUGGGCUAUGCCAUUCGCUUUGAGGAUGUCACCAGCAGCAACACGCUCGUCAAGUACAUGACGGAGGGAGUGCUGCUGAGGGAGUCACUCAGAGAGCCUGAUCUCGACCAGUACAGCGCCAUCAUAAUGGACGAGGCACAUGAGCGCUCACUCAACACGGACGUGCUGUUUGGGGUGCUCAAGCACGUGGCGGCACGGCGCAGGGACUUCAAGCUCAUUGUCACCUCCGCCACGCUCAACGCCGACAAGUUCUCGCACUUCUUCGGCAGCGUACCAGUCUUCUUCAUCCCAGGGCGCACCUUCCCAGUAAGCAUCAUGUGGAGCAAAUCUCCCUGUGAGGACCCAGUCGACGCAGCCGUAAAGCAGGCGCUAGCCAUCCACGUCACCAUGCCACCUGGUGACAUCCUCAUCUUCAUGACCGGACAAGAAGACAUCGAAGCCACCUGCUUCGCCCUUGCCGACCGCCUCGAGCAAAUGGCGGCCGGCGCUGCCCGCGCCCCGCCGCCCCUCUCCAUCCUCCCCAUCUACUCCCAACUGCCGGCCGAUCUCCAGGCGAAGAUUUUCCAGAAGGCCGAGGAAGGUACCAGGAAAUGCAUCGUGGCGACGAAUAUCGCCGAGACGUCGCUGACCGUUGAUGGGAUCUUGUACGUGAUCGACGGUGGUUACAGCAAGAUCAAAGUCUACAACCCCCGCAUGGGUAUGGACGCGCUGCAAGUCUUCCCCAUCAGCCGAGCCGCGGCCGACCAGAGGGCCGGCCGAGCCGGACGGACAGGUCCGGGAACAUGCUACAGGCUGUACACAGAAACAGCGUACGCAAACGAGAUGCUGGCGAAUCCGGUGCCCGAAAUCCAGCGCACCAACCUCGGGAAUGUCGUGCUGCUGCUGAAAUCCCUCAACAUUGACAACCUAUUGGAUUUCGACUUCCUAGACCCGCCUCCUCAGGAGAACAUUCUGAAUUCCAUGUACCAGCUGUGGAUCCUAGGAGCGCUGGACAACACCGGAGCACUGACCAAGACAGGGAGGCGGAUGGUGGAGUUUCCUUUAGACCCUGCGUUGGCGAAGCUGCUGAUCUCCGGGGAUCAGUUUGGGUGUGUGAACGAGACGUUGACCAUGGUUGCCAUGCUCUCCGUGCCCUCAGUUUUCUUCCGGCCCAAGGACCGCGAAGAGGAGUCCGACGCUGCCCGGGAAAAGUUUUUCGUGCCCGAGAGUGACCAUCUGACCCUGCUGAACGUCUUCCAGCAGUGGAAGUCCAACGGGUAUCGCGGCGACUGGUGCUCAGACCACUACCUGCACGUGAAAGGCCUUAGGAAAGCCCGGGAAGUGCGAGCACAACUAGCCGAUAUCCUCAAGCAGCAGAAGAUUCCUCUGUCUAGUGCUCGUCAGGACUGGGACGUGGUGCGUCGGGCGAUCUGCACGGCGUAUUUCCACCACGCGGCGAAGCUGAAAGGCGUGGGGGAGUAUGCGAGCUGCCGCACCGGCACCCCGUGCCACCUGCACCCCACGAGCGCACUCUACGGGCUUGGAACCACCCCGGAAUACGUGGUUUAUCACGAGCUGGUGCUUACUUCGAAGGAGUACAUGCAGUGUGUGACGGCUGUUGAGCCAAGAUGGUUGGCUGAGGCUGGGCCGAUGUUUUUCAGUGUGAAGGAGAGUCAUCAGAGCCGGCUGCAGCAGAAAUUGAAGUUGAAGGAGGAGGCGAGUGCGAUGGAGAGGGAAAUGGCGGAGGCGAGAAGGAAGAGAGAGGUGGAUGAGGAGAUGAGACGGAGGAAGGAUGAGGAGAGGACUGCAAAGGAGGCAGAAAGGAUUGUCAUGCCGGGGGUUAAGAAGGGGCGUGGGACGCUGCAGCAGAAGCAGAAGGUGCGGGAGGAGGCGAGAGCGAUGGAGAGGGAGAUGGCGGAGGCGAGAAGGAAGAGGGAGGUGGAGGAGGAGAUGAGAUGGAAGAAGGACGAGGAGCGCACUGCCAAGGAGGCGGAGAGGAUUUUCAUGCCGGGGGUGAAGAAGGGGCGAGGGGCGGUGGGGAGGAGUGCUGGGCUCUAG
Molecule: messenger RNA, 2994 nt
Organism: Closterium sp. Yama58-4
Lineage: Eukaryota; Viridiplantae; Streptophyta; Zygnematophyceae; Desmidiales; Closteriaceae
Source: the annotation of a GenBank genome assembly